Messenger RNA from Plasmopara halstedii, 1035 nucleotides. RefSeq lists its product as hypothetical. NCBI's taxonomy places the organism in Eukaryota, Oomycota, Peronosporomycetes, Peronosporales, Peronosporaceae. The transcript has 2 exons. The record is from RefSeq and is a predicted model, not a curated record. The coding region runs from base 1 to 1035 and encodes 344 amino acids.
AUGUUUGCAUACGAACUCGCUGGAUUAAAGAGAUUAAAUAUUCACGCAGUCAAAUGGGGCAGCAGCUAUCGGGUUAAGGUUCGUGGUAGAACUGGCAAGAUGGUAUAUGUUAGCAACAUAUCGCGUUCGGUCAACAAGAGAUUGGUGGCCAAGCAGUACAAUAUUUCGAUUGAAACACUUGAGACGCAUAUGUCGCCUGAUUUCAAGGCUGAUCCUAAGUACCGUUAUUACAGUGGUAACCAUAUGGAAUCACACCUAUAUGAGGACAUUGGGGCUAAUGACUUCUACGAUAAGCUCGAGAACGUUCUUUCGACCCAGGCAAGUGCCUUUAAGGUAAAUAUUGCUCUGGGCUACGAACUUAUCAGCAAGACCGAUCCUGAUGAUACUCGCUACUUCUACCCGAAUCUCGCAAAUACUCAUGUAUUCAAUAGUCCCAUUGCCAUCAACAGCAAGGCUGACAUUCGAAAGAAGGUGAUCUCUGAAAUCCGAUCGAUGGAAUUGGCUGACAAACUGAACUACCCCAGCUCUGGGUAUAAGCUCAAGGCGAUCACUGCAUUCAAGAUUUUCAUCUACCAUCGCGAUCAUGCUCUUGGAGAUAGCGAUGCUGCUAUUCCUAAGAUUAUCCGCGAGAACAAGCAUGUGAUCAACUUUACUAAGACAAACAAUAAGUGUGUCUUCCACUGUGUCGCCUGGCAUACAUUCCAGAGUCCUAAGAAGGAUCCUCGAAGAAUUCAGGCUCAGGUAAAGGAGGCAUUCAAGCGCUACUGCUCUUUUAAGGGGGUUAACUAUUCGUUGAGCCAGUUUCGAAGCUUCAAGCCCAUUGACCUACUACAGCUCGAUGAGGUUGAACACUGCUUCCAACUUGGUAUAAACGUAUAUACUAUGGAUGUAGCGUCUGGAAAUGUAGAGUGCAUUCGUAGAUCGGACAAGAAGUAUGAAGCUAUUGAUAUUCUAUCACACGAGAAUCACGCUCUCUACAUCAAAAACAUUGUGAAAGGCUUAAAAACCAUAAGAAGAAUCAGUGCGAGCUUGUGA